Molecule: messenger RNA, 962 nt
Organism: Vicia villosa (hairy vetch)
Lineage: Eukaryota; Viridiplantae; Streptophyta; Magnoliopsida; Fabales; Fabaceae
Product: mitochondrial import inner membrane translocase subunit PAM16 like 2-like
Exons: 4
Coding region: 231-584 (117 amino acids)
Biological process (GO): protein import into mitochondrial matrix
Cellular component (GO): TIM23 mitochondrial import inner membrane translocase complex
Source: RefSeq, a predicted model, not a curated record
UCAUCGUGUGGGCAAAGAAAACCUCCCCAAAUAAAAUAAAAUCCCCAAUUGAAACCCUACCGUCCGCCAUUGUCAUCGGUUGCCAAUCGAAGCUCCUGCUCUUAUUUGACGAUAAACCAAUUCACCAGCCACUUUAAAAAAAAAACUACAAAACCCUAAAAUCUCAAUCUCAGACCAGAAAAAUUCGACCCUUGCAAUUCCUAAGGGCUUCAUUUUAUUGAUCCUAAACUAUGGCUGCAAAGAUUCUCGCAAACUUGAUUGUGAUGGGAGGGGGAAUCUUGGCAAGAGCAGUUGUUCAGGCAUAUCGUCAAGCACUUACCAAUGCCUCAAAAAACGGUGUUGCACAAGAAACAAUUCAAAAUACUAUCCGCAAAGCUAGCACAAAGAUAACAGAGCAAGAGGCUCGCCAGAUUCUCGGUGUUACUGAGGAAACUCCCUGGGAGGAUAUUAUCAAGAAAUAUGAAAGAAUGUUUGAGAAUAACGCCAAGAAUGGGAGUUUUUACCUGCAGUCGAAAGUUUACCGGGCGAAGGAAUGUCUGGAAUCUAUCAAAGAAAGCAACAAAGGUGAUGGAAACCCUAGUUGAGGACUCAGUUUUACUCCAUCAAUUUUGCUCCAUCUUAGUAGUCUGUGUGGUCAUUUUGGCCACCAUGUUGUGUACGAUUCGCGCAAUGAAAACUAAAUUUGUUUUACUAGAAAAAUUGUUUGUAAAUGAUUAGUUGGGAAUUCAUUACAAAUAAUGAAAGCUCUCUAUAGAACUGAGGCCGUGAAAGCUUUUAGUUUAACAUAAAAUGCUGAUCAAAAUCAUAUAUUAGUAAAACAUCUACAUGUCUUUCACUAUUAAUAUUUGUUGAGAUUUAUAUCUUAAUGUAUAAGCUGUUUCUAUGAUGAAAGAUACAGUUUGUUCAUAAACUGACAGCUACUCACGAUAAUUAUUUAUAUGAAAUUUUGGAUUUAAAGUUGA